UUAAUAAUAUAUAAUUUGAAGAUCCCCAAUUAACAGACAUGCCAGUGAUGAAAUUCCGAAUGAUAAUGAAUAUCAUGCUGAUAGUUUUGUCUAGUAUCAUACUGGAAACGAGUGAAGGGAAGCGUCUCUACUGCUAUCAAGGAGGCGAAUCGAUCGGUUCGAGCACCGCCAAACCAUCUACAGAACCAUCUUCAUGGUCUUCAUGGUCAACCUGGAAUCCUGAAGACGGACCGAAAAGAUUUUCGAAAGAUAUGUGUUGUGAAAAUAAAGAAAUUUCAUCCGAAAAGCAUACUUGUUGUAUGGGUGCAAAAGUACUGAAAAAACAUUUUAAAUGUUGUGUUUCUGGUAUCUACGUUCACAAGUCCGCCAGUUGUGAGUGUACGCCCCCGACUGAUUGGUUGAAUAAAGAGAUCAAAAACAUUGGGGAGCUAGCUGUGAAGUCCAAACAACUCAAUCUUUCUCUUCAAAAGCAGAAAGAAAAACUUGAAAUUCUUAAAAAAUUAGAAGAACAACUAAGAAGAGACCUUAAAGUUAUAUUGAAUAGAUUUGACGAAGAUGAUGAGCUUCGCAUCGUUCAUAGUCUGGUAAAAUGUUUGCAUGAGAAAGAAGCUGACAAUAUUUUCAAAGAUAAGGGAAUAAAGGAGUUGGAAGACAAAAGUUUAAUUCAACGAGAGCUAUCAAAAAUAAGGUCAUUUUUCAAGCGGCAAAGAGGAUUUUCAUUCAUCAGCAAUAGAAUGGACGACGUAUCAAAAGAAUCAGAUGACGUUGCUCGGUGCUGGAAUAACGACAAAAACGAGCCAUCGGAAAAACUGCUUAUCUGGGGAUUUGGAAAUAUGUUUGGUCCAUCAACGACUCCACCGCCAGAGGCACCAGUUGGUAUAUCCGACAGCGCAAAACAGGUUAUUCACGAAGAUUUGGAGAAGACGGAAAACAAAUUAGAUGAAAGAAUAAGGAAUCUUAUUGAGAUCAGUCUGGUUGUGGAAAAAAUUGAGAACGAAAUAAAAGUUCUUUCACAAAUGGAAGGAGUAUUUAUUCGCUCUUUCACGGAAUCUAAGAAAGUUGAAGACGAACUGGUAGCAGCGGAACAGGAAUUCGAUGACGGCCUACCCAUAAUUUCACGUGCAGCGCGUUCAGUAAACUAUUUGGAACACAGAAACAAAAGAGAAGUUGCCGUUUCUGCAAAGCCGUGCAACAUUAGCGGAUGGCAAUAUACAGUACAAAAAACACAAGAGCUUUUACAGACAGCGGAAGAGAAAAUUGUUAGUAUUGAUGUAUUUAAUUAAAAUGAAUAUUUCUGGUGGUUCGACUAAACUUGCAUUGAAUUCAUACAAAGAUACGAGGAACCGUUUAAUCACUCGAGUCGCCACUGUAUUCAUAAUGUCAAUAAUCAAUAAUAUUUAUUAGCUAUGUAAAAUUAUAACUCAUUGAAUAUCUUUUUUGUAUCGUUUUGAUAAAUACAUUAUCAUCAAUAAAAUAUAUUCCGCUUGAGAUAGGCAUCAAGAAUUCUACCAAAUCUUUCGCAUACUCUAUUAUGAAAAAAAAAACAUCGGUGGCAAAUGACUAUUCGAGCCUUCAUCCGUUAUUCAAGACAAAACUUUAGGGCAGUCACCUCCAGAUGAAACUUUUGCAAACAAUCUACUUCUCAUCAUUGGGAAAAGUCUUUUUACAUCAUAUCAAGUAGACAGUCCGUACGUGUUCAUAACUUAUCACUCAAAAUGUGAGGCAUUUGUCCAAGUAAAAUUCUGUCGCAUAUAAAUUUAUAACUCAAAUCGUUAAAAUUACCAUGUCCUAUUGACCUCUCGACGUUUAGUAAUUGUCGGCCUGUUUAUAGUGUAUAAAGGCUCAAAUAUGUUGUUAGAACGCAUUGUUUGCGAGCGAGGUUGAUUAAUUAAAGCAGUUACUUUUGAUUCAAUCUUGUAUCCGUCUUUUUUAAAACAUUAAAGAAAUAUCACGAAGAAAUAUCAAUUCAGGAAGCUAAAACUAAAUUGAUCGAAUGCAUAGCUUUCCUAAACGUAGU
This is a messenger RNA of Styela clava, 2017 nucleotides long. RefSeq lists its product as uncharacterized. Lineage: Eukaryota; Metazoa; Chordata; Ascidiacea; Stolidobranchia; Styelidae. The record is from RefSeq and is a predicted model, not a curated record.